AUGGCCUCCAAAUUUUCCAGCCUUCAAAUUUGCCUUCUACUAGUAGCUUCAUUUGCCAUUGUCCAAAUGGUUAAGGCAGGAGAUCCAAAUAUUCUCUCCGAUUUCUUGGUUCCAGCAAAUACAACAAUUGAUGGAAAUUUCUUCACAUACACAGGCAUACGUGCCAUUGUUAAUUCAAAACCUAUAGCUUUUACGGUGACGAAAGCAAGCAUGGUUGAAUUCCCAGCUCUUAAUGGGCAGAGUGUUUCCUAUGCUGCUCUUCAAUUUCCAGCUGGAACCACAAAUCCUCCCCACACCCAUCCUCGUUCAGCUGAGCUACUUUUUGUCGUAGAUGGUUCUCUUCAAGUGGGAUUUGUUGACACAACAAACAAGCUCUACACUCAGACACUACAACUUGGCGACAUGUUCAUAUUUCCAAAGGGAUUGGUUCACUUCCAAUACAAUGUCGAUCCACAGAAGCCAGCCCUAGCAAUUUCUGCCUUUGGAAGUGCAAGCGCGGGGACUGUGUCACUUCCUGCCACCCUAUUCCUCACCAAUAUUGAUGACAAUAUCUUGGCCAAGUCUUUCAAAACCGAUACUCAAACUGUUCAAGCUCUCAAGGCCGGUCUUGCCCCAAAGUCUUGAGAAAUCAGUAACUCUUAUUUAGAGCUAUUUUAUGCACCGGUGAUGUUCUUGUCCGCUCAUUUUGGUUUUGUUAUUUUUUUUUUUUUUGCAAUUUAAUAACGAACAUCCUUUGUCUUAAAGUUUGUUCAUAAGGAAAUAUUGAUUUCCAUCUCUAGUUAAAAUGUCAUCUAAUUCAUAAACAUCGGAAUGUACAAGUUCUAAUAAUACAGAAUUUCUUUCACUUUUGUUGUCUUUCAGUUGCGUUACAGAAUGCAGUAGCUAAUAGGACAACUUAUACUGCUAAAAGUAGUGAAAACUUUGUGCAGA
Messenger RNA from Tripterygium wilfordii, 930 nucleotides. Its product is annotated as germin-like protein 9-3. Gene Ontology annotation, cellular component: cell wall. The record is from RefSeq and is a predicted model, not a curated record. The transcript has a single exon. NCBI's taxonomy places the organism in Eukaryota, Viridiplantae, Streptophyta, Magnoliopsida, Celastrales, Celastraceae. Gene Ontology annotation, molecular function: manganese ion binding. The coding region runs from base 1 to 624 and encodes 207 amino acids.